This is a messenger RNA of Saccostrea echinata, 860 nucleotides long. RefSeq lists its product as uncharacterized. The coding region runs from base 1 to 792 and encodes 263 amino acids. The record is from RefSeq and is a predicted model, not a curated record. NCBI's taxonomy places the organism in Eukaryota, Metazoa, Mollusca, Bivalvia, Ostreida, Ostreidae. The transcript has 5 exons.
AUGCACUGGAUAUUAUCAAAAGAGGCUGUGACAGAGGAUAUUCCUGUUGUCCUGAUACAAGAUAUAUUCCAAAGCAAAGAAUUUUUGAAUGCUGAAUGCAAAGAAUCCUUUUUAAGGGGGAAGCUUACAAUGUCGCCAGAGAAAGUUAUUCAAACUGCAUGGAUUACUAUAGGACAGCGAGAAAAUAUUAUGUGGGCUAAAGUUCGCAAGCUUCGUUUCACAGCUUCAAAUUUUGGACAAAUUGUUACAGCAAUUCGAAAAAACAGGUUAAAUGUGUCCUUGAAAAAGAGACUACUGAGUGCAUACAACUUGGAAAAAAGAGCACCAAUCCAGUGGGGGCUUGCCCAUGAAAAGACUGCAAUACAAGAAUACUGCAAGCUCUUUGAAGUAAAUGUUUUAGAGACAGGAAUAUGGCUUCAUGAGUCUGAGGUACUUGGAGCCUCUCCAGAUGGUUUUGUCCAAGGAAGUCCAAAGGAUAUUACUGAAAGAGUGCAUCAACAAGAAAACAAGUCAACAUUAGUGUCACCUGACAUUGUUGAGGUGAAAUGCCCAUUUUCUGCCAGAUCAAUGACAAUCAAAGAAGCUUGUUCAAAUGUUAAGGAUUUCUUUCUUGAUUGUAAUCCAAGUGAAAGUUCACUCCACCUCAGGACAAAACAUGAUUAUUGGCACCAGAUCCAAGGACAGUUGUACCUGACAGGAACACAGUGCUGUGAUUUAGUAGUGUGGACUCAGACAUUCAAGUUGUUCGCAUUGAGAAAGAUGUGUCAUGGUCACCAAACAUCUCGAGCAUGAUCGAGUUCUAUUAUAAAGUGUUUCUGCCAAGUUUGUAAUAUUAAGGACUCAUAGUGGUUAACAAAUGA